Sphenostylis stenocarpa is the source of this 942-nucleotide messenger RNA. The record is from the annotation of a GenBank genome assembly. Lineage: Eukaryota; Viridiplantae; Streptophyta; Magnoliopsida; Fabales; Fabaceae.
AUGGAGUUUGACCUUCAAAACCCUUUGUCAAAUCUUCACUCCGAUGCCGUCUCUUACCUCUUCCUCCUUGAAUCUGACCACACCCCAUCACAGAAUCACUCUCACACUCUCAAAGCCAGAGAUCUUGACAUCUCUGCCAGAAGAGAACUUGUUUCCCUAAUCUCACAGUUAUCCUGCACUUUGGAUCCGGUUUUGUCUUACCUUGCUAUCAACUACCUGGAUCGGUUCUUAGCCAGACAAGGCAUUUUGAAACCGAAGCCAUGGACCCUCAGGCUCAUUGCUGUCUCAUGCAUUUCGCUAGCUAUGAAGAUGAUGAGAACUGAAUGCCCUGAUGUCCAGGCCCUUCUGAGUCAAAGUGAUGGGGGCAUCAUCUUUGAGACGCAAACGAUAAGAAGAAUGGAAGCACUUAUCUUGGGAGCAUUACAAUGGAGAAUGCGAUCGAUAACCCCAUUCUCUUUCAUAACUUUCUUCAUUGCCUUGAUGGGGCUCAAAGACUCGCCAAUGGGGACGGUUCUGAAAAACCGUGCCUCUGAAAUCAUAUUUAUGUCACAAAGAGAGAUAAGGCUUUGGGAGUUCAAGCCAUCUAUAAUUGCAUCAUCUGCCCUUCUGUGUGCUUCCCAUGAGUUGUUUCCUUUUCAAUAUCCCUCCUUCUUAAAAGCAAUAUCCGAUUCUUCUGAUGUUGAUAAAGAAAGCGUGGAGCAGUGCUACAAAGUGAUACAAGACAUAGCCAUAGAGGAGGAGUACGAGUCUGCGUUGAAUGGGGUUUCAAGGUCAGACACGCCGAUUAAUGUGUUGGACCAUCAUUUUCUGAGUUCAGAAAGUGAAAAAACCAACGGAAUCACCGUUUCUGAUUCUCCUCUGAGACAAGAGAGGGACCUCAAAAGAAGGAAAAUCACUCCUUGUGGAAACAAUCCAACGAUCCACAAUUCUUGGAUUAACUAA